Abrus precatorius (Indian licorice) is the source of this 2494-nucleotide messenger RNA. RefSeq names its product O-fucosyltransferase 39. NCBI's taxonomy places the organism in Eukaryota, Viridiplantae, Streptophyta, Magnoliopsida, Fabales, Fabaceae. The record is from RefSeq and is a predicted model, not a curated record. Bases 454 to 1989 code for a protein of 511 amino acids. The transcript has 10 exons.
AUUGCAAAAUUGCAUUGCAAAUGGCAACAACGGUCUCAUCUACCUCCGUGAGUAUGAGCAUUGAACACCUGUGACCCUUCUCUUCUUUCUUCGUGAUUCUCACCUUUGUUAACGUAAAAAUCCUAACUUUGUUACCUUUAUCUAUUGGGGUCCCCUUGAAAAAGACGCCACCUCUCAUCAUUAUUCAAUUCGGUCACCAAGGCCAGGUGUCCAUGUGAACUCCCUUUACUCUCUCUCUCUCUCUCUCUCUCUCUCUCCCUCUCUCCCUAUAUUCACUUCACAAUCCUCCAAACAACAUAUACGUUCAUAUAUAUAUAAAAGGAUCAUUAUGGUGAUGGGGUUUGUUCACUUCUCUCUUUUCCUUCCCCUUCUUCUUCUUCAUCUGCAUUAGUUCACACUUCUGAGGGGGCAAAAGGGGUCACUUUCCAGAUCCGAGGUCCAGCUCCUCUACCCAUGAUUAUGGAGCUUGGGUACCCUUCUAGAGGAGUAACACUUGUUACUUUCUCUCUGUUGCUUUUCACAAUAGUUUUCUUCACUACUUUAACUCAUGCCAUGUCUUCUUCUGUGUAUCCGGAAUAUAAUCCUAUUAAACCUAGGCACUCACGACUUCUCAGGAGUGCCGUGCAACGUGAAACUCCAACAUCACAGCUCUCUGAGCUAUGGUCACCUCUCGAAAGCCAAGCAUGGAAACGGAACGUUGAAUCCAGAAAUAAGCCAACAUUACCAGAGAAGUCCGAGGGAUACAUCCAGGUAUUUCUUGAUGGAGGUUUGAACCAACAGAGGAUGGGGAUAUGUGAUGCAGUUGCCGUUGCAAAGAUACUGAAUGCAACUCUAGUGAUUCCAUAUCUUGAAUUAAAUCCUGUGUGGAGAGAUUCAAGCUCCUUCACAGAUAUAUUUGAUGUGGAUCAUUUCAUUGAUGUAUUGAAGGAUGAUAUUUCUAUAGUUAAAGAGCUGCCUGAAGAGUACUCCUGGAGCACAAGGGAGUUCUAUGCCAUGGCUAUUCGAGAAACACGUAUCAAGGCUGCACCUGUGCAUGCAUCAGCCAACUGGUACCUGGAAAAUGUUUUGCCUGUCCUACAGAGUUAUGGUAUUGCUGCAAUCUCUCCAUUUUCUCACCGACUGACUUUUGACAACUUGCCUACGUAUAUUCAACACCUGCGCUGCAAAGUCAACUUUCAAGCUUUAAUCUUUGUUCCUCAUAUCAGAACACUUGGAGAUGCCCUUAUCAGCCGCCUUCGCUAUCCUCAAGGCUCAGCUGGGGAAACAGGUUCCAACUACCUUCAAGAGGUCACUGGUGCAGGUGUUAGUAAAAAUGCAGGGAAAUUUGUUGUUCUACACCUCCGAUUUGACAAGGAUAUGGCAGCCCAUUCAGCCUGUGAUUUUGGUGGAGGAAAAGCUGAAAAAUUGGCCCUUGCAAAGUAUAGACAAGUGAUUUGGCAGGGGAGGGUUCUAAAUUCCCAAUUUACUGAUGAAGAGUUGAGGAGUCAGGGCCGUUGCCCAAUGACUCCUGAAGAGGUUGGAUUGUUGCUAGCAGCUCUGGGAUUUGACAACAGCACUCGGUUAUAUCUUGCAUCUCACAAGGUCUAUGGUGGAGAAGCAAGGAUUUCAACUUUGAGGCAAUUAUUUCCUUUGAUGGAAGACAAAAAGAGCAUUGCUUCAUCUGACGAGCGAUCUCAGAUAAAAGGAAAAGCUUCUCUAUUAGCAGCACUUGACUACUAUGUUGGCUUGCAUAGUGAUAUCUUCAUCUCUGCUUCCCCAGGAAACAUGCACAAUGCAUUGGUUGGUCACCGCACUUACUUGAACUUAAAGACUAUAAGGCCAAAUAUGGCAUUGAUGGGUCAGCUAUUCCUGAAUAAAACCAUUGAGUGGUCAGAGUUUCAGCAUGCAGUGGUUGAAGGUCACCAAAAUAGACAAGGUCAAUUCAGGCUGAGAAAGCCCAAACAGUCCAUAUAUACAUAUCCAGCUCCUGAUUGCAUGUGCCAAGCUUAGUAGUAUACUAAAAAUAUUAUUCACGGAUGAGUAGCCACUGUAUUUUUAUAGUUCGGUGUCUUAUUAUUUGACAUUUGUAUCUGGUGAAAAUAAAAAGCAUUUCCACUCUAUUCAUAUGGGGUUUGUUAUGAUAUGAUGUUCUUGAUAAGAGUGCUUGAUAGUUGUAUUGUGUGGGUGAUGUAUUUAUCAUAUGAUGGCAUUCUUAGCAAGAGCAAUAUUAUUUAUAAUUCAAUAACAGGAGCCAUUUUGCUGUUUUCCAUUCAAUUAUUAUAAAUUAGGGGGUAAUGUAGUUUUCACAGAAGUGAUGUUACUUGAACUUGGAUUAAUUAUAUCAUUCAUCACUUUUGUAAUGGCAAUCAAACAAACAACUAUGUUAUUUGUUAGUUCACUACGUGUCUUGCGGAUGUCACAUGCGGCUAGCUAUUGUCGGGUCUAGAGUUUGGAUGUGUUUCAAAAUGGAUGGAAUAUUUGAUAUGAAGACUUAUCUUUAGUGUUCAUUUGGAAG